This is a messenger RNA of Jatropha curcas, 2951 nucleotides long. Its product is annotated as putative receptor-like protein 8. NCBI's taxonomy places the organism in Eukaryota, Viridiplantae, Streptophyta, Magnoliopsida, Malpighiales, Euphorbiaceae. Gene Ontology annotation, molecular function: protein binding. The record is from RefSeq and is a predicted model, not a curated record.
CUUCAUUAAAAUGAAGUGGCUCCAAGUCUUAUUGAAGUAUUUAUUUUUCGUGUCUCUGAUUGUAUACCAAAUAGGUAUAUGUAAUUGUUGUAUUGAAGAAGAGAGAGUUGCUCUACUUGAAUUUAAAGGAUUUCUAUUGUCUAAUAGCGAGGAUAAUGCAAAGGACGUGCUUCCUUCAUGGGUUGAUGAUAAGGAGAGUGAAUGUUGUGAUUGGGAGCGAGUCACUUGUAACCUUCCAGGUCAUGUCUCCAAACUGAACCUUAAUAGUGUUAUAGAUAUACCUCAAAAUGAUUUUGACUCGGAGCCUUUACUUCUAAAUGCCUCGUUAUUUCUUCCUUUUAAUCAACUUCUCAGUCUCGAUUUGUCUGAGAAUGGAUUCAGCUGUUGUGUGGAAAAUGGAGGAUUAAUUGAAUUGAGCAAUUUGGAGGUCCUAAUUCUAAGUUAUAAUAGACUCAAUGAUACCCUGCUAAUACAAGAGCUAACUGAUUUCAGGAACUUGAAGAUCUUAGAUCUUAGUAACAACAGUUUCGUUGGUAGCAUUCCUAAUUCUAUACAAACCCUAUCUUCUCUCAAAGCCUUGUCUUUAUCCUACAACCUACUGAACGGCUCUUUACCUAUUCCAGGUUUAUGUGAAUUGAAGAAUCUUCAAGAGUUGGAUCUCAGUCAUAAUCAUCUUACUGGAGUCCUUCCACCAUGUUUGAGAAGCUUAACGUCUCUUAGAUUAUUAGACUUCUCAUUUAACCAAUUUGAAGGAAAAAUUUCUUCUUCUCCAAUUCCUUCCUUGGUAUCCCUUGAGUACAUUGAUCUCAGCCAUAAUCUUUUUGAGGACUCAUUCUCUUUUGAAUCAAUUGCCAAUCACACCAACCUCAAAGUGGUAAUGCUCGGAUCCGAUAACAAUAAGCUAGAGGUUGCAACUGAAUGCUCAAGCUGGUUUCCUAAAUUUCAGUUGACUGUUCUUAUGUUACCAAACUGUAACCUUAACAAGCUUCCAGAGUUUCUCAGUCAUAUGCUUAAUUUAAGAGUGCUUGAUCUCUCCCACAACAAUAUAGCAGGAACAUUCCCUAACUGGCUACUUGAAAACAACCCUAAUUUGGACUAUCUGAUUCUUAGAAGUAACUCUUUCUUUGGUCAGUUUUAUUUGUCACCCAAUUUCAGUAGCAAAAUUGCUCGGAUGGAUAUCUCAGAUAAUCAUUUUAAUGGCCGGCUUCAAGAAAAUAUUGGGGAGAUUCUUCCAAAUGAUUUUUACCUUAAUAUGUCUCAAAAUGCUUUUGAAGGUACUAUUUCUUCCUCAAUUUGCAAUGGACCCAAUUUAAAGCAUUUAGAUCUAUCUGGCAAUAAUUUCUCGGGAGAAUUUCCAGACAAGUUUGCACAAAAUUGCUCUGGUUUGUUAUUUCUGAGCCUAUCAAAUAAUAGACUAUGCGGACAAAUGCCAAAUACCAAUAUGAGCAGCUUAAGGUUCCUUGAUAUAAGUAAAAAUCACUUAUCGGGAACAGUGCCUUACUGGAUUUCACAGACUCAAAAUUCUUUUAGCAUUGACAUCAGUGACAACCACAUGGCAGGUGAGAUUGCUGGCCUUUUUAGCAACACCUCAUUCCCUUCUUCAGUCAACAUGCGAGAUAAUGCCUUUAAAGGUAAAAUAACUUGUAAUAUUUUUUCAGCACAGUUCUUGGAUCUCUCCCAUAACUUUAUUUCAGGCCCUUUACCAUCUUGUGAGAUUUCAUAUUUAAAUUAUCUCAAUUUGCAAGGAAACAAAAUCACAGGUUCAAUUCCAACGACAUUGUUUAACUCCUCGUAUUUACGUAUUCUCAACCUUAAAAAUAAUUUCUUAUCUGGUGAAAUACCAACUUUUGUUGUCAAGAAUUCUGAUUUGAGGGUCCUUCUUCUAGGAGAGAAUUCCUUAAGUGGCUUGAUCCCCGCCCAACUAUGUCAGUUUAAUAAGAUGGCCAUGCUAGAUCUCUCCCAGAACUCAUUUUCUGGGCCAAUACCUUAUUGUUUGAGUAAUCUCUCUUUCGGAAACAUAAAAGCACAUGACUCUUCCCUCAGUUGGUCAGACGAUGUUUCGGUGAUGAGGCUUAUCGGCUAUGAUUUUGAGAGUCUUCUGCAUCGAGAUAUCAUCCAUGAGCUGCGAGACCAUGAAUUUACUGAACCAGUUGCAGUUGAGUUUAUUACAAAAACUAUAGCAUACAUUUUUAAAGGUUUCAUCCUUGAUUGGAUGUCUGGACUGGAUUUAUCUUGUAACUAUCUCACUGGGGAAAUACCACCUGAACUCGGAAAACUAAGUUGGAUAUGUAGUUUAAAUUUGUCCCACAAUCAACUAGCAGGUUCUAUCCCUAAUAAUUUUUCAAACUUGGAACAAAUAGAGAGCCUGGACCUCUCCUACAAUAAUUUGAGCGGAGAAAUCCCAUCAGCAUUGAUCAGUCUACAUUUUCUGGAAUUUUUCUCUGUGGCUCACAACAACUUGUCAGGUAAAACUCCAGAAAAAGGACAAUUUUCAACAUUUGACAAUAGUACCUAUGAAGGAAAUCCUUUCCUUUGUGGACCUCCAUUAGAGAAAAGCUGCGGUGUUGUUGUUGAGCCUCCAACAUUAGUUUCUGAUUUGAGUGAAGAGAAAUGGUAUGAAAUUGAUCCUGUGGCCUUCACCGCAAGUUUUGCAUCUACAUACGCCAUAUUCUUGCUGUGUUUGUUUGCAGUUCUCUACAUCAAUCCAUAUUGGAGGCAAAGGUGGUUCAAUUUCAUUGAGAAUUGUACAUAUGCAUGUUAUUACUUUAUCAUUGAUACUUUUCGAAAGUUAUCAGUUAAAUUCAGUUGGUAGCUUUAUUUCUCUUGUCCUGUUAGAUGUGUUAUUAUGGAAAAUGUAUAAGAAACAGAGAGUAAUUAUAUAUUAUCUUCUUCCCAUUGUCUCCUAGAUUUGUAGCAGGUUGAAAGCAAAUUCUGUCUUAUGAUUCCAAUUG